AUGUUGUUGGAGAUAUCUAACUUUGAGCACUGUUUUGUUUCAUCAGAAGUUGAACAGUCACGACGUCACCAAGAAAGACCAUAUACUUACACAAACUUCUUGGAAGAAGUGAAUGAGACGGCCGGCUUACAGUUUGAGGGCUGGGAGUCAGGGCUUGUCAUCAAUGCACGAGGCGAUGUUGAUUCUCAGUCAGCACCCAAUGUGGGGUGGUUGGAAGGAUCUGGAAUGGGUGGAGGAUUUCCAAACACAUCGUACCCUCGCAGCAACGCACCAACCCCGCAUUCAAAUGUCUCGAUCGCAAAUGAUUACCAAAAAUCUCCGAAAGACUCUGGCAUCUUGGAUGAUUAUCUCAUAUCUCAGAGUCCGGCGGCUUCAGCUUUGUCUUCUGUAUCCGUCGGCGGCGGCGAGCUGAACAACUCUCACUUUUCUCUCGAUCUGAAAUCAACUCCAUCACCUCCGUCGUCCACUGAGAUAGACGGGUCGUUUUAUGCUUCUGGGUUAAACUUAGUAGAGGUGCUUUCUAUUGAAAAUCCUCUGACUUGCGGAUCACCUUCGAUUCCGUCAAACUCUCUACAAGAAUUUGGAUCCCAGUUGCUCAAUUCAGUGAACGCCUCCGAGGAGAGCAGCCUGAAAAGUAGCACGACUCCUGGCGCUACCAUACCUCCUUCUGGUCCAUUCAUCUGUGAUACCGACGGCUGUCACCGCUCUUACAAAAGAGUUCAUGAAAUGCGGCGGCAUAAAAGAGUACAUUCGAGUACCAAACCACACGCUUGCAUAUUCACGAACUGCAGAAGAUCGGGCCAGAACGGAUUCUCCAGAAAAGACCACCUCAGGCAACACCUAAGACAGGUCCACGGGGCUUCUUGA
This is a messenger RNA of Hyaloscypha bicolor E, 867 nucleotides long. RefSeq lists its product as uncharacterized. Bases 1 to 867 code for a protein of 288 amino acids. The record is from RefSeq and is a predicted model, not a curated record. NCBI's taxonomy places the organism in Eukaryota, Fungi, Ascomycota, Leotiomycetes, Helotiales, Hyaloscyphaceae. The transcript is spliced from 6 exons.